AUGGCCGGCAAGCCUGUCACCGGCCGUCCCAAGACGACUAUCGAAAUACCUCUCCCUUCCAUCAAAAAGUACACCCGUGGCUCGGGUCCACCGCCGCCUCCCAUUACUCUCGCGCCGCCUCGAGAUUCGACCGCAUACAUCAUCGACCAGUUUGUCCUGCCUGUGCUUAAGGACACGAAGCCAGACUCUCGACGGCGUAUUUUUUACCAUAUUGGAUUUACCGACAUCCCGGCUGCUAGGCUUCUGGUCCCAUGCAACGAAGUCCUCGACUACGUAUCCCCGCGCGAGUUGGAGGAAUGGGAGUACGAUGCUCUCCAAAUUAAGGAAGCGGAUAAGGCUGCGGAAGCUGAGCAAAGGCGCAAGAACCAGGAGCAAGCUCCCGCUAAGAAGAAGCCUGGUCGCCCUUCAAAGGCCCGCUUGAACGAACCAGCGCUUGACGCACCCGCGGAGCCUGUCAUAUCUUUGCAAGAGGGGGACGUCCUGUUGGCCAAGCAGGAGGCUGUUGCCGGCCCCUCGUUAGCUACUCCACAAAAACGGAAGCGGGCCGAGAUCCCCAGGUUUGAUGAUUCCGACGAAGCGGCGAUCCAGCUCCAACUACAAAACCAGUCAGCAAUUCCCAGCGAGGUAGAGGAUAGCGGCACGGACCUGGAGGGCUACGAUUCCACUGAUCCUCUGUCGGCCGAUCUAAGUCCAAAGAUUACAUCUUAUUCGCGAGGUAAUAGCUCAGGGUCGUCCGCACAACAGCCUGUGGCCGGGCCAUCCAAACCAACAGCAACAAAGCCAAGUGUCUCGAGCAACAUUGCCUCGCGUCCGUCACCGAGUGUCGUUUCCACCCCAGGAAGAAUUCAUCCAAUGUUUGCCCGCAGCAUUGAGACAGGAAGAAUCCCGGUCAGUGGACAUGGCAGCCAGAAAGGGGCAGGCCAGAAUGGGGUAGGUCAUUCGCGUGGCUUUGGAGGAAUAAAUGCGGAGGCCAUUGCGCGAGCUUCUCCGUCUAGAGACAACAGCACACGUCAGUUCAAAGCGGUUCCUAAAGCAGCAGUACUUCCUUUUACUCACCCAACACAAAUUGCGCCGAUUUCUUUCACGCCUCUUGCAGCUCCCAUUGCAGUCUCUAGACCGAUAGUCACUUCUGACUCUCUAUCCAAGCAGAUUGAAUCUUCCAGCGCAAGGAAGCGUCGAAAAGACGAGCAACCGAAACCGAACAGAAAGCGCAAGAAGUCCCACAUUGAAGAGCCCACUGAUUCCUGGGUAGUCAAGGAACUACUCGACGACCAAUGGGUAACCGAACACGGCGUCAAGGUUCACAAGUAUCUGGUUCUCUGGGAAGGCAACUGGCCCUCUGACCAGAACCCGACAUGGGAACCUGAAGACAACAUUGAUGACCAGGGCCUCAUCAAGACAUACCUGAAAAAGAAGGAAAGCGGGAUGCUAAAAGCCCCCAAGAAAACACAGCGGUCCAUGCUGUCGUAUCUCUCGCAGCCACAGUACUCGAGCGUUGCUGAAGCAUUCGAAGGCGAUAUCGACGAACUACAACCAGAAGCUGCAGCUGUGACACCGGAAAGUGACUCGGAUGACGGUGAUGAGCUUUUGGUGACGGAAGAGCCUGUCGCCAAGACACAGAAGAAUGGGAAAGGGGAGAAUAGCAGUUUCACCUCGUUCGACUCGAAGCUGGAGCAGUACCAGAAGACAUUUCCAAGGUGAUGAGGAAGAUGCUCGGGCGUAUGAUUGGGGUGCUAAUGGGCACGCACUUUCUUUUAUGCUGGAGAAGAAUGCUUG
Neurospora tetrasperma FGSC 2508 is the source of this 1776-nucleotide messenger RNA. RefSeq lists its product as uncharacterized. NCBI's taxonomy places the organism in Eukaryota, Fungi, Ascomycota, Sordariomycetes, Sordariales, Sordariaceae. The record is from RefSeq and is a predicted model, not a curated record. The transcript has a single exon. The coding region runs from base 1 to 1701 and encodes 566 amino acids.